Molecule: messenger RNA, 1509 nt
Organism: Styela clava
Lineage: Eukaryota; Metazoa; Chordata; Ascidiacea; Stolidobranchia; Styelidae
Source: RefSeq, a predicted model, not a curated record
UAACCUCUAAAGCUGGCAUCUACUACAAAAAAACGGUUAAACGGUUGGAAGCUGCACAUCAGUUUACAAUGACUGGGGUAACGACCACAAUCAAUAAUAAUAUAACAGACAGAGAGGUGGUUCACCCAUUCAGUAGAAAUGGAGCAAUCACAUUAGCAGUAUUCCUAAUACCAAUGGCAGUUUUCGGAAUAUUUGCAAACCUCGUCACCAUAAUCGUUAUCACAAGAUCGAAGAAACUUUCAGGUUCUGUGUUCAACCGUCUGAUCGUCAGUCUUUGCGUUUCCGAUUUAUUGUCCGCAAUCAUCAGUCCUUUAUCUUUGCAUCGACGAGCAUCAGGAUACGAUGACUGGAUUAUUCCAGAAUUUUUUUGCAAAGUAUUUUGGUCUGUAGACAACUGGACAUCUUUUGUGACCUCUCUGCAUAUCCUAAUAUUUGCUGGCAUUCGGAUGGCAUCAAUAAAAUCUCCAACGUAUUAUCAAAAAAUUAAAAUCAAACACGUUAAGAUUGGAGUGGCGAUUAUAUGGUUUAUUACUUUUGGAUGUGGAUUCAUUCCGAUGUGGCUUUGGUUCGGAGUGAAAGCUGCUGAUCGACCAGUCAAUGGUCACGGUACAAAUUGGCCUGACUGUACACUAUAUUUUGUCAGUAUCGAUGAUUUCAAAUUAUACACUAAAAUAGCGUACACAGUGUUUUACUAUAUUCCGAUGGUGGCAAUUUCUAUACUAUCUCCAGCCAUUGCGAUAUUCAUUAUAAAUAAAAGAAGAGAAAGAGCCGAACGAAGAAAUUCUGAAGGCCCCGCGCCUGAUUCAAAAAGAACUACAAGCGAAUAUGAGAAAAAAAGUCAACGGAAAGAAAACAGUGCCAUUCUUCAGCUUGGAGUAAUUGUGGGAUCUUUCAUGCUCGGGUAUAUACCUAGCUCAGCUUACUAUUUAUACGCGACUGCUGCGCCUCAAUCAACACUGCAAGAACAAAUCUUUCAUUGGAAUUUUGGGUCUGUUUCUUACAUAUUACUCAGAUUAUCGGAAUGUCUCAACCCAAUAUUUUACAAUGCUGCAUCCAGUAAAAUGAGGAAAGAAACAAUAACAUUCCUGAAGACGUUGUUAAAAUGCUGUAUGCCAGGAGGUUGCAGACCAAGAACGACAGCUACAGUUGACGUAACAUCAAGUACAUCCAACAUCAGAACCCAGGAAAUUGAACUUUAAUUAACCCUACGCCACACUGCACGUUGCAUAACAAAUGGGUGCUAACACACGAAUGCACGAACACUAUUAACUGACAAUUGUUUCCAAUUUCUUAUUACAUAGUUAGUAUAAAGUAAAAGAGGAGCUAUACUGCUUCAUAACCUAUUUUGGUUUAAAAACUUCAGAUAGACCAUAAGUUAUGGCAAUUUAACUGAGACACACAAAAGAAUAGAAAUAUUUCAUAAAUCUAUAUUUCGGAACUUGAAAUUUUGAAAGCCAAGUCAAAAGUUUAAGUCAUAACUUUCCUGGUUAAUUUCAUUUCGGAGUUUUA